AUGGGUGAGUAUUGCUAUAAAGUAUUAUUUCAUGAAACAACUUGGCAAGAUGCAAAAUCUGAAUGUGAACGUGAUAAUGCUAUGUUAUUUGUACCUGAACAAAUGAUGACAUUAAACUUGAUAAAAUCCUUAUUUUUACGUCGAUAUAGUUAUACAUCAUCUGGUGUUGCACAUAUUGGUGUUAUUUAUGAUAAUCAAAAGCUUAUUGUAAUACAAACUAAUACAACUGAUAUAAAUACUUUACCAAGGAUAUUGGAUUCCUCUUCUCUUUAUACUUUAUGUGAAUUCACAUUUCGACAACAUUAUGCAAGAUUGAUGUCAUCGCCAAAUAUAUCAGAAAUAGAAAAAAAUCAAUUAAAAACUGAACAGACUGGUUGUGCAUAUGUUGAUUUUCGAUCUGAAUACACACUAUCGAUUUUAUGUGAUGAAAUACCUUGUAACCGGCUAGCAACUGAUAAACAACCAGAUUCAUCAAAUCUUCAAGGCUUAGAAAAUGAUCAACCCAUACCUCAAGGUGAACCUGAUGAAAUAAUAAAUUUCAAUUCUGACAACCGAAUUCUUACUGUUGAACAUCAACCAACUGGUGAAAUUAUUAAAGAAAAAUCAGAUAUAUAUCGAUUACAAGAUGAAUAUUUUCGUUCGUGUGUUCAUGAUAUUCAAUUAGGUAAACACCACAAAACAGAUGAUUCAACAAAACAUCACCAUGAAGAAUGUAUAUCAGAAUAUGACCCUGUCGUACAUCCUGAUUCAAAACCUGGUCGAUUAAAUUUAUCAAUACGAUAUGAUGAUGAACGAAGUCAAUUAAUUAUUCAAAUAAUUAAUGCACAAGGUAUAAUAAGACCUGAACAAGUAACUGCACGAGAUAUGUGUUUAACAUUUUCAUUAAUUGAAAAUGAUAUUAAUGAACAUGAUGUUGAAAAACAUAAAAGAUUUAUUAGUGAAAACGCACCUAUACUAUGGAAAGAGCCUGUGAUAUUUUGUAUUACAUAUGAAAAAGUUAUUAAAAAAAAAUUAUAUAUUUUUGUUAGUAAUCAUUCUGAUCCAUCAACACCUCGUGAUAGAGAGAUAUUAAUUCCUUUACAUAAUCUUAAAAAUCAUGCUAUAGAAACAAAUAACUGGUUUGAUUUACAAUAUGUCAAAUCAACAUCAUAA
Molecule: messenger RNA, 1152 nt
Organism: Rotaria sp. Silwood1
Lineage: Eukaryota; Metazoa; Rotifera; Eurotatoria; Philodinida; Philodinidae
Source: the annotation of a GenBank genome assembly